AUGAAACUUAAUAACGGUAUCCGCCUGACAUGGCUCGGACACUCCACCUUCAAAAUCGAAGCAGACAGACAAACACUCCUCAUAGACCCAUGGGUAACCAACAACCCAGUGUGUCCUGAUGCGCUCAAAACCUUUGAUACGCUCGACGUGAUACUCAUAACGCACGGGCACGCCGACCACAUUAGCGACGCGGUGCCACUGGCGAAAGAACACACCCCGACAGUUGUGUCUAUCGUUGAAAUCGCAGGGUGGCUUGGUAAACAAGGUGUCGAGAACACGAUUGGUAUGAAUAAGGGUGGCACUGUCACCGUCGGCGACGUGAAAGCAACGAUGGUCUCAGCAAACCAUAGUAGCAGCUUCACAGAGGAAAACGGCACAACGGGCUACGUGAUUGAAUUCGGGAACGGCUACAAAAUUUACCACGCCGGGGAUACGAACGUAUUCGGGGAUAUGCGGAUUAUCGGUGAGAUUUACCAGCCUGACCUCGCGUUGCUUCCCAUCGGCGACCAUUUCACGAUGGGACCGCGUGAAGCCGCCUACGCCGCACAAUUACUCAAUGUCCCAGCGAUUCUGCCUAUCCAUUAUGGCACUUUCCCACUAUUGACAGGAACGCCCGAAGAACUCCGUAAGUUGACGGCAUCUCAGAAUGUAGAAGUUAUUUCGUUAGAGGUUGGGGAAACGUUAGAUUAA
This is a messenger RNA of Geodia barretti, 690 nucleotides long. Lineage: Eukaryota; Metazoa; Porifera; Demospongiae; Tetractinellida; Geodiidae. The record is from the annotation of a GenBank genome assembly.